Molecule: messenger RNA, 4483 nt
Organism: Onthophagus taurus
Lineage: Eukaryota; Metazoa; Arthropoda; Insecta; Coleoptera; Scarabaeidae
Product: furin-like protease 2
Biological process (GO): protein processing
Cellular component (GO): trans-Golgi network; Golgi membrane
Molecular function (GO): serine-type endopeptidase activity
Source: RefSeq, a predicted model, not a curated record
AGCUGUCAGUUCGCAUCUGACAGCCCCGUGAAGUAGGUGUCCCCAAAAUUAAGCUCUUACUCCCCCGGAAAAAAGCUGCGAUGUGUUCCCGCUGGAUACACAGUUGAAAAAGAUUUCGAUCAAUUAUUUUUUUUGUUGUUCUCUCUCGUCUGGUCAUAUUUUUGUUUAACAUUUAUUUUAGUUGUGUGGGGUUACUGAGAGAGUCACACAACGAGCGGGUCAGGUUGUAAAAUAAUGCUACCGCGAUCGACGACCGAGGAGUGUUUGAAAUUGUGCAGCCGUCGUCGUUUGACUUGUGGAAAGUGUCCCAUAGAAAGCUCCCCUACAAUUCCAAGUUCAUCGGGGGAUCACAUAUUUCGGUGCCAGUAAAUCGAACCGAUGAUUAGCAGGAUUUAUCUUGCAAAAAAAAUCGCCCCAAAAUCGAUUCAAACCAACAAAAAAAAAUUAAAUACAAAAAAUAAGAUAUAUUUUUUUUUGGUGGAGAAAACGGAGUGGAGAAGAGUUUAAUCUACGACAUUUUUACUACAACCUACUACUAUUUUGGAGUUGUGCGCUGUGAGAAAAGUGUUUUUAUUAUGGUCUUGGUGAAAAUUCUCGGUUUGGUCGUGUGCGCGUUUGCGGCUUUCAACGAAAACGGCGUCGAGGCAACGUAUCAACGCUCCAACCCCGUUUAUACCAACGAAUUUGCCGUUCAUAUACCCGAAGGUAACGAUGUCGCUGAUGAAAUCGCUUCAAAACACGGUUUCGUCAAUCGUGGACAGGUGGGAAGUUUAAGAGGAUUUUAUUUAUUCGAACACUCUCGUGUUCAUAAAAGAUCGGCGGAUUUAAACGAUUUUUAUUAUCAAUCGUUAGAUGACGAACCAAGGGUGCACUGGGUACAACAACAGCACGAAAAGAAACGUCGAAAACGCGAUUAUUCCCACCUGGAUAACCCCCCGCCGUUUCUACAAUACUUUGGAGCAUUAACUGGCGCCGGAAAACGCGGACACGCAAGUUACAGAGCUUCGGGACUCUCUGAAUUUUCGGAUCCUUUAUUCAAAGAACAAUGGUACCUGAAUGGUGGUGCUAAAGAUGGAUUAGAUAUGAACGUUGAACCGGCUUGGAAAAAAGGUUACACCGGAAAAGGCAUUGUAGUAUCAAUAUUAGAUGACGGAAUCCAAACGAACCAUCCGGAUCUUGUACAAAACUAUGAUCCGCUCGCCAGUACAGACAUCAACGGGAACGACAACGAUCCGAUGCCCCAGGACAACGGCGACAAUAAACACGGCACUAGGUGUGCAGGCGAAGUUGCCGCCGUUGCAUUUAACCAAUAUUGUGGUAUUGGUAUUGCUUAUAAUGCUAGUAUUGGAGGGGUUAGAAUGUUGGAUGGGAUUGUGAACGAUGCGGUUGAAGCGAAAGCUUUAGGAUUAAACCCGGAACACAUAGAUAUCUAUAGUGCUUCGUGGGGUCCGGAAGAUGAUGGAAAAACGGUCGAUGGGCCAGGUCCUCUUGCUAGAAGGGCUUUUAUCUAUGGAGUGACCAGCGGGCGAAAAGGAAAAGGAUCUAUAUUUGUUUGGGCUUCGGGAAAUGGAGGCAGACACACGGAUUCGUGCAACUGUGAUGGAUACACUAAUAGUAUUUUCACCCUUAGUAUAUCGAGUGCCACACAAGGAGGAUAUAAACCUUGGUAUUUAGAAGAAUGUUCUUCAACUUUAGCAACAACUUAUAGUUCAGGAACUCCUGGUCACGAUAAAAGCAUUGCGACUGUUGAUAUGGACGCUAGAUUACGUCCGGAUCAUAUUUGUACAGUAGAACACACCGGAACUUCCGCAUCGGCGCCUUUAGCAGCCGGGAUAUGCGCCUUGGCUUUAGAAGCAAAUCCAAAUUUAACAUGGCGUGAUAUGCAAUACUUAGUAGUUUUAACAUCUCGCUCAGCCCCCUUAGAAAAAGAAGCCGGAUGGAUAACGAACGGAGUCAAAAGAAAAGUUAGUCAUAAAUUUGGUUAUGGAUUAAUGGACGCAGCCGCUAUGGUUAAUUUAGCGGAAAUGUGGAUUUCAGUUCCACCUCAACACAUUUGUAAAUCUCAAGAAUUAUUAGAAGACCGCCAAAUUGAUUCAUCAUCAAAAUACACUUUAACUUUACACAUGGAUGUUAGUGCUUGUAAAGGAACUUUAAACGAAGUUGUUUUCUUAGAACACGUUCAGUGUAAAAUCUCGUUGCGAUUUUUCCCAAGAGGGAAUUUAAAGAUAAUGUUAACAUCUCCUAUGGGAACCACAUCGACGUUAUUAUUUGAAAGACCGCGAGAUGUUGUCUCAUCGAAUUUUGAUGAUUGGCCAUUUUUGAGCGUUCAUUUUUGGGGCGAAACAGCCGUGGGUAGAUGGACUUUACAAAUAGUGAACUCCGGUAAUCGACAAGUAGAUCGACCAGGAAUUUUAAAAAAAUGGCAAUUAAUCUUUUAUGGGACGCAAGUAAAUCCGAUCCGAUUAAAACAACCAAAUUCAGUUCCAUAUAAAUCGAUUAAAAAUUUAGAUGUACCCUCGUUAUCCCCGUUUUUCGUUCGCGAUCAACAAACUCAACAACCCAUUGUUACCGAUAAUUUAUACAACAGUGAUGUAUAUCGAGGAUUUAAUAAUUUCCAAAAUGUUUAUAGCUUCUCCGGAUCGGACCCAGAAGAAAGUAUUACCUCUUUGGAUGGUAAAAAAACGAUUGUUAGAAAUAAUAAUAAUGUCAUUGAAUUUGAAGAGGAUGAACAUAAAGAUAAUUGUCAUGAACAGUGUGAUGGGCAGGGUUGUUUCGGAAAAGGUGCUGAAAAAUGUAUUGCAUGCAGAAAUAAUCGAAUGGAUAAAACUUGUGUUAGUGUUUGCCCACCAAGAAGUUAUUCAGAUCGAGAUAGAGUUUGCCAACCUUGUCAUGAAUCUUGUUUUACGUGCUCGGGACCAACCCAACAACAUUGCCAAACAUGCUCACCUGGUUAUGUUCAUGUUAUCGAUCUAAAUGUUUGCUUGCAACAAUGCCCAGAAGGAUAUUAUGAAGAUGUAAGGAAUAAAAGAUGUAUUCCAUGUCAACCAAAUUGUAGAAGUUGCCAAGAACGCCCCGAUGAUUGUCUCAGUUGCGAACGCCACUUAGUAUUAUACCAAAAUAAGUGCCUAGCAUCCUGUCCACCAAAAACUUUUGAAACUGAAGAUUAUACGUGUGCACCUUGUCAUAGAACGUGUGAAACGUGUACAGGAUCAAAUAGUUCCCAAUGCGUUAAUUGUGGGCAUGAUCGUUUCUGGUUAAAAGGAAGUUGCGAGGAAAAAUGUCCUGAUAAACAUUAUUCCGAUCCAGUUCAACGAGAAUGUGUUGAAUGCCCCAAUGGAUGUACAGAAUGUAAUCGCACGAAUUGUUUGGUGUGUUUGAAAGGGUGGGAACUUAAUGGUAAAGGACGAUGUGUGCCGAAUGAGAUUGAAAGUCAAAAAUGUGAUCCUGAUGAAUACAAAGAUGGAACAUUUUGUAAACCUUGUCACUCAACGUGUGAAACAUGCGAUGGUCCAACAGAAGAUGCUUGCCUUUCCUGUGUAGACCCCCUACUUUUAGAAGGAACUCAUUGCGUAUCUCAAUGCAACAAAGGUUUUUACCGAGACACUCCCACCAGUAAAAAUUGCAUCCCAUGCGUUCACACCUGCUCGGAAUGUUGGUCUAAAAACAAUUGUACGGAAUGUACAAAAGGAUUGUUAUUACAAAACGGGCGGUGUUUGGUAGCAUGUGCCGAUGGUUAUUACAGCGAUCGCGACGUUUGCACACGAUGCCAUCUUAGUUGUGAAACCUGUAGUGGCCCCGGAAGUGAUCAAUGCGUUACUUGUCCCGCGGGGUGGGAAUUUGCAGCCGGGGCGUGCUUACCUGAUUGUCCCGACGGGUUUUACAAGACUGAUUAUGGUUGUCAAAAGUGUCAUGUAACGUGUAAAGAUUGUUUUGGUUGUAAUGUUCAAAUGGCGAGUCGUAAAAGUGAUGAUGCGGUGAGCGUUGAGGCGUAUUUAGUGUCGUCGGAGCCCGUGUCUUCGACGCUUCAAGUGAUACAUCCGUUUGUCUUUAUUAUUGGGACGACGAUAUUUAUUUGUUUGUGUAUAGUUUUGAUUGUAGUUAUGUUGGUUUUACAGAGAGGAAAUGAUAAUGUACCUUCGAAUGAAUAUAGCAGGAUUUCAAUAAAAAAACCAAAGGUGACUUGUAACUACAAUAUUUUACCUGCGAGCGAUGCCGAUGAAUCUUCUGAUACAGAUAGCGGGGAGGUUGAGAGGAGAAAAACGAAGCCACCAAAUAAUAAAUCUGAUUGUUAGGGGGAAAAAUAAUUAAGGAUAUUUAAGAAAAAUAAAAAAAUACAAAGAUAAAAAUGAUGUAGCAACAACAAAAACAACAACAACGUGUGUAUAUACAUUUAUACAUAAUUGUAAAGCUGUAGGUAAUUGUUUUUCAAGUCGGUUAAACAAAAAAAAAAAAAAGAAACAGGUAUUUGAAUUAAAAAAUAUGA